UGGCAGCAGCACUUCCUGUGUCACAGCGGAGAGGAAUCGGGCUCCUGGGGAGAUGAGAGGAGGCUGACUUCAUGAUAGAACCAGCCGUCCAGUCAGCACCUCUCGCCGCAGCGGACACCGGCCACAUCCCGCCGGCGCCAGCGUGAGAAGGAGGAGGCGGCUGCAGGUCGGUGCAGCCAUGCCCGUCUCCCUGCUGUGGGCCGUGGAUGUGUACGGGCGGGUCUACAGCCUGUCCACGGCGGGCCAGCAGUGGGAGCAUUGCCACGACGCCCAGCUGGAGUUUAAGCGGGUGACGGCAGCUGAGCAGUGCUGCUGGGGCAUCGCCUGCGACAACAACAUCUACCUGAACGUCCACGCCUCCGACCUGCCCGUCCGCUAUCAGGAGGAGACCUACGAGAAUCAACGAUGGAAUCCAGUCGAUAGUUUCUCGGAGCGUUUGCUGCCAAGCGAUCGCUGGCAGUGGAGCGACGUCACGGGUCUGCAACACCAACCUCUGGACAGUUUCCGGCUUCCCUCGAACAGCUGGGAGUGGGAGGGCGACUGGUACAUGGAUGAAAACUUUGAGGGAGAGCCCACAGACAAGGAAGGAUGGACUUACGCCAUCGACUUCCCUGCCAACUACACCAAAGAUAAGAAGUGGAACUCCUGUGUCCGCCGCAGGCGAUGGCUCCGCUACAGGAGAUACAAAGCCAUGGACACAUGGGCUAAGAUCCCCUCGCAGCAGACGACUCUGCCAGAUCCCUUCAGCGACAUCAGCUGUGGAGGCUGGGAGAUCAGUGAAGAGCCCAGAGGCCGCCUCUCACUGUGGGCCGUGUCCCUCCAGGGCAAGGUGUGGUUCAGAGAGGGAAUCGAUCACCACAGUCCAGAGGGCUCUCUUUGGGAGGAGGUGCCUCUCCCCGGGGAAGUUGUCCAACUCAGCUGUGGCCCAGGAGACGUGGUCUGGGCAGUGCUGUGGGAGGGGCAGCUCAUCGUCAGGGAAGGCAUUGGCCGAGAUUCCCCCAAAGGCACCUCUUGGGCGGUGGUGGAGUCUCCCAGUCUUGAUGUGGGAGCCAUACAUGUGGCCGUCGGGAUCAGUGUUGUUUGGGUUGUGACCAAAGACAAUAAAGUGUGGUUCAGACGUGGCGUGAACUCACACAACCCCUGCGGCUCGGGCUGGAUCAGCAUGGUUGGAGAAAUGAUCAUGCUUAACAUAGGACUCAAUGACCAGGUGUGGGGCAUCGGCUGUGAGGACCGGGCGGUUUAUUUCAGACAGGGUGUGACCUCCAGUGAACUGAGUGGGAAAACGUGGAAGGUUAUCAAUGUUCCCCGAGAUGGGGAUCGAUCCCACUCCAGUGCCAGUGCAAACAGCCUGCAGAGUGCUGGAUGCUACUUCUGUGGUGAGGUGGGAGGUCAGUCAGUGGUGAGUGAUGUGGAAUCAGACCCAGAGAAAGCAUCUACAGAUGGAGCCACAGGCCUCGUCAUGUCUGACUCCAAAUGUGAGGCCUUUGCUGCCCCGGCAGACCACACCUCUGACCAGCCCCCUGACACCCUCAAGCCCCGCAUCCCUAAAGUCACCAGCGACAGCUUCAUCUCUGAACUCGUCUCUGACCGAGAGCCCGCAAAGACUUCAAGAGAACUCGGAUCUGCCGCUCCCGCUCUGCUGGAGGAGGAGACCCUCCCUGACGAAGGGGAGGUCAACGCUCCCUGUUCUGCAACUCUUUCCACAAGUCAGUCCGGAGUUCCUCUCGACCCCCAGUGGAGCAACGUGGACCUGGAGGAGACGCAGGUCCAGCUGGCACAGACUGGAGUGGCGCUGGAAUCGGCCGAUACCUGCAGCUUGUCGUCUGUGGCCACAUACACACUCGCCAUGGACGACCCAUAUGGGGCAGAUGAGCCCCCCCUGUGGGCGUGGGUCAGCGGAGGAGGCUGCUCUGUUGACAGUCACUCCCAACUCAACUGGUUUAACUGCUCCAUUAACACUUCAGCUUUGGUCCAAUCAGUCCAGUCCAUGAGUCUGUCUGUAACCCCAGCCCAGACGGCAGCCUGGCGGAGACAAAUCUUCGAUCAGUUCAGUGAGAGAACCAAAAGAGAGAUGGACAGUUUCAGACAUUAUGAACAAGCCAUAGAACAGUCGGUGUGGGUGAAGAAGGGAACCAUGCAGUGGUGGAGAGACUGGAAGCCCCACAAGUGGAUAGAUGUUCAAUUUGCCUUAGAGCAGUUCUCAGGACCAGAGGGCAACAAGGAUGGCAUCUUUUUCAUCUAUUACAACUUCUAUGAGGAGAAGAAGUACCUGCAUGCCUUCAUCAAUGAGAUCACCAUCCUGGUUCCUGUGCUGAAUGACUCCAAACACACUUUCGCCAUCUACACUCCCGAGCGGACCAAACAGAGGUGGCCAAUCCGAUUGGCAGCUGCCACGGAGCUGGAAAUGCGUGACUGGCUGGCACUGUUGAGUGUGUCAUGCUGCGACUCCAGGGGGCUCCAGGGUCCCCCCUCCAAACAGGCCAUCUGGUCCAUCACCUGUAAAGGAGACAUCUUUGUCAGUGAACCCUCUCCUGCUCUGGAGGCCAUGCCUUACCCCACGCCCUGCGACCAGAUGUUCUGGCGGCAGGUCGGAGGUCACCUGCGCGUGGUGGAGUGCAACAGCGUCGGGAUAGUGUGGGGGAUUGGCUACGACCACACCGCCUGGGUCUACACCGGGGGCUAUGGGGGAGGCUUCUUCCAGGGUCUGGCCAGCAGCACAGAUAACAUUCACACACAGACGGAUAUCAAGAGCGUCUACAUCUACGAGAACCAAAGGUGGAACCCAGUUUCAGGCUACACCAACAGAGGUUUACCCACAGACCGCUACAUGUGGAGUGAUGCAUCAGGGCUACACGAGUGCACAAAAACAAAUACCAAGCCUCCCUCCCCUCAGUGGACAUGGGUAUCUGACUGGGUCAUCGACUACAGUGUGUCUGGAGGGACGGACAGAGAAGGCUGGCAAUUUGCCGCUGAUUUUCCUGCGUCAUACCAUGGCUAUAAAACGAUGAAGGACUUUGUCCGUCGCAGGCGAUGGGGCAGGAAGUGUAAAUUGACCACCACAGGACCCUGGCAAGAAAUCCCGCCCAUCCCACUGAGUGACGUAACCAUCCUGCCGCAUGCUGCUCAGAGCAGCGUGGACGUUGUCCCUCUGUGGGCCAUCAGCAACAAGGGAGACGUGCUCUGCCGACUGGGAGUCACCGCACUGACACCUGCUGGCUCCUCGUGGCUCCACGUGGGAACUGACCAGCCGUUCAAGUCUAUUACCAUCGGCGCCACCAGCCAAGUCUGGGGCAUCGCGAAGGACGGUUCUGCUUUUUAUCGUGGCUCGGUCUCUCCACAGAGCCCUGCAGGAGACUGUUGGUACCACAUCCCCUCUCCGGCCAAACAGAAGCUGAAGCACGUGUCUGUUGGGAGGACAUCAGUCUACACUGUUGAUGAAAACGGUAACCUGUGGUACCGGCAGGAUGUGACUCCCAGCUACCCUCAGGGCUCAUCCUGGGAACACAUCUCCAAUAAUGUACGCAAAGUGUCCGUAGGGCCUCUGGACCAGGUGUGGAUCAUAGCAGACAAGGUGCAGGGCAGCCACAGUCUGAGCUGUGGGACAGUGUGCCAUCGACUCGGGGUACAACCCAUGGAGCCCAAGGGACAGUCGUGGGACUACGGCAUCGGGGGCGGAUGGGAUCACGUCACAGUGAGAGGAAACUCCCUGGAGCCGCCGCGCAUCCACCUUCCCUCUCUAACGGGCCCGUCCAGCCCAGCUCCUUGGAGCCUCCUCCCGGUCAGGAGCGGGGAGGCCAACGGAAAUGCUGCCGGAUGCUAGGUGCACACACGAACACAGAGGUGCACACGUACUGUAUGUAGACAUCCUAAAUCAUAUUACCUUUGUAGUGACCUUUUGUUUAAAACCACUGAAACGUUUAACGCUGAAGUAGCAGCAAGGACCAGUGUAGCAGUAGGUUAUGACUUUUGGACAUUUCAUAACUUCGUCCUUCCAUCCUUUGACCUGGAUGUUGUUCAUUGUACUCAGCGUUCAUGUCCUCGCUACAUUUCUGUGUAAAUCUUUGCCACCGCUGCUCGUCUUCUCUUCCUGACACUGAACUUGGCGGUCUUAAUGCAUUUUUGUUUCUUAUUUAAUCAUCAGGGUUCGAUGUUUGUUUGGUCUCUGGCAGGGUGAUGGUUUUGAUUUUUUUCAGAAAGAUAUUUUAUGAGUUCAUUGGAAAUGUUAGUGUAAAUAAAUUACAGCUGCUACUGAACUGUCAGAACCAGGGCUGGUGAUGUGUACCAAGUCAAAAUGCUGUGUCAUGUCAGCCUGCAGGCGCUGGGUUGAUAACACAAUAUAAAACAAGAGUAAAGCCUGAAAACUGGAUGAAACAGGCAGGACAAUGUUUGACCCAGGCUGCUUCUGUUGUCUGCUAAUCAGAAACGCUGCUGAAUAAUUAUAUAUACCACAGAAAGAUGUACCUUCUGUGUGUCACCCACAGGCUCCAUCCUUAAUUCAAGGUUAUCGAGCGCCACAAUCCUGCUCGUAUGGCCAGAAAAUCCAAAGUUGUGUAAUGUAGGAAGUUUGUGUGUGAAGCUUGAGUUUGGAUCAGCAACAGGAAAAGAAUCCCAUAGUUCAGUGUGGCAGCCUGAGACACCUGUAAAAGCAGUGAGCACCAUACUGUAAGAAUGAGUCAAAUUAACUACAACUCAAACUUCUUGUGGAAAAAAAAACUAACUUUGUAUUUCUACUUAGAGGUUUACCCAUUGACUGAAGUAUUUUUUUGUUUUUCGGUGCCUGCAUGUAGCAGCUUUAACAAGAUCUGCAGCGGCUCCAUUUACCCGUGGCGGAUGCUGCUUGGCUUGUAAAAACUUCUUUUUUAAAUAAAGAUUUAAAUGUUAUUUUCCUAAAACUAAAUCGAAAAACAAGAGUAUAUGAUUAUCAUGUUGCUGUCAUGGAGGGUGUAAUAAGGGAAAAAUGUGUAAUUACUCGUAAAAAGUCUUGUGGUCGACCUGCUAAAAACUGAACCUUCCUCUUUCUCAGGAGUUUCCAUUUCCAUGUCGUCUGCUUCUUUUCUAGUCAAGUGACUGAGAAAAAAAACUAUAUUUUUGUUAUUAACCUGUAAGAUAUUAGUAUUAUACGGUGAGUGUCGUGGUUGUUGCAAUGUUACUAUCUAAAGCUGUAAUCGUGUGUGUACAGUUGUCAAAGAGCAAUUAUUUUAAAUAGUUUUUCAAUCAUGAAAUAUACAUAAAACCACACACACUGAUAAAUUGUAUGUUUUCAGGUGUUGAUUUAUGUUUCUGGCUGCCUACAUUCACCCUACUAUAGUAAGUGACUGUCUUAAUAUAAUGUGGCAUUUGUAAAUGUGAAUAGUGUACAGAGAUCUGUCUGUAUUAUCUGACAACAUCAAACAGUGUUCCUGUAGCGUGCUGUUGACAUUAUGGAGUUGACAAGUGUUGUGCAUGGUCAAAACAGUUCUUGUCAAUAAAUAAAUGUGUUUAUUGAA
Scophthalmus maximus (turbot) is the source of this 5486-nucleotide messenger RNA. RefSeq names its product tectonin beta-propeller repeat containing 1a (gene tecpr1a). The coding region runs from base 179 to 3820 and encodes 1213 amino acids. Gene Ontology annotation, cellular component: membrane. NCBI's taxonomy places the organism in Eukaryota, Metazoa, Chordata, Actinopteri, Pleuronectiformes, Scophthalmidae. The record is from RefSeq and is a predicted model, not a curated record. The transcript has 24 exons.